AUGCGACGUGCCACGUUCGAGUACAUUGUUGGGGAGCUUCGCGAAGAUCUCGUCCGCGAGACGACCCACAUGCGCGACCCAGUCCCUCCCGAGGAGAUGAUCGCCAUCACCAUCUGGAAGCUUGCCACGGGAACCACAAACUCCGCGACACUGCCCGCAUUUGGCCGUGGCGUCUCUACCGUCUGCGGGAUAUUCGACGAGGUCUGCGAGCUCAUCGCUGCAAAGCUGACCGAGAAGUGGAUCUGCAUCGAUUACCUCGAGGACAUUAUCUCCGGGUUCGAGGAGAGGGGAUUCCCCAAUGCCUGGGGCGCCGUGGACGGGACACACAUCGAGAUCCGUUCUCCGCCUUUCUCUGGGGACAAGUACAUCAACCGCAAGGGAUACUGCUCCAUGAUUCUCCAGGCGGUGGUGGACAGCGAUGCACGAUUCCUGGACAUUUUUGUGGGCUUCCCGGGAAGGGCGCACGACGCGCGUGUGCUCCGUAACUCGCCCCUUUUCAAGAGACUCGAGGAUGGCGCCCGUCGCCCGAAGCGGCCGGUCACUCUGGAGGGGGUCACAUUCGACCCGGUAAUCAUCGGGGACCCCGCCUAUCCUCUUCGGCCCUGGCUCAUGAAGCCCUAUCCGGCGCCAUCAACGCGCGCCCAGGAGCGCUUUAACUACAGACUGAGCCGGGCGCGCAUGAGUGUGGAACGCUCGUUCGGAAUUCUGAAAAAUCGCUGGCUUUAUUUACAGCGGCCCCUACUUGUCAGCGAGCGCCUCAUGGUCGCGGUAAUCACCACCUGCUGCAUCCUUCACAACAUUUGCCUCUCGCGCGGGGACAUCGUUUACGGGCCGUUCCCGCGCGAGCCGCUGAUGGAGCCCGCGGAUGAGCGGCCGCAGAUUCCCUGGUCCGAGGCCGCUCUUACCGCGCGGGCAGUAUCGAUUCGUGCCGCCAUAAGUGCGCACUUCCAGCAUGGCCGAUAA
Messenger RNA from Eublepharis macularius, 963 nucleotides. RefSeq lists its product as uncharacterized. The transcript has a single exon. The coding region runs from base 1 to 963 and encodes 320 amino acids. The record is from RefSeq and is a predicted model, not a curated record. Lineage: Eukaryota; Metazoa; Chordata; Lepidosauria; Squamata; Eublepharidae.